AUCAGUCAGGUUAAGGCUGACUCGACAUACCUGGCACCCCCUGCCAUAAAAGCCAGUGUUCAGCCCAGACGGGUUCACUUUGUUGGGCAUGAUGAGGGUUCUACUCGCAUUCGCCACAUUGAUUGUGGUCACUCUCGGAAAAGAGACAUUUGAGGGGCAUCAGGUGCUUCGGGUUAUCCCAAAGGAUGAAGUCCAGUUGUCUCAUAUCAAGGUCCUGGAGGACAUGAUGGAGUUUGAGCUGGACAUCUGGAAGGGAGUGACUGGUGUGUCUUUUCCUGUGGAUGUCAGAGUUCCUUCCCACACCCUGCAGUCUGUCACAGAUUACCUGGAGAGCCUGGACAUCGACUACUCCACCAUGAUUGAAGACCUGCAGGUGCUGUUGGAUGAGGAGCUUGAAGAAAUGGAGUCAGCUGUUCUUGAUUCUGAGCCCAGGAGCACUGACAGCUUUAACUACGCUACGUACCACCCCAUCAAUGAGAUCUACAGUUUCCAGGACAUGCUGGUGGCUGAGAAUCCCAACAUGGUCAGCAAGAUAGUGAUCGGUCAGAGCUUUGAGGGCCGUCCCCUCAAUGUGCUGAAGUUCAGCACCGGUGGAACCAACCGUCCUGCCAUCUGGAUUGACACUGGAAUCCACUCCAGGGAGUGGGUCACUCAGGCCAGUGGAACCUGGUUUGCUAAGAAGAUUGUGACUGAUUAUGGACGUGACCCUGUUCUCACUGCCAUCCUUGACAAGAUGGACAUCUUCCUGGAGAUUGUGACAAACCCCGAUGGAUACUACUACACCCACAGUAAUAACCGUAUGUGGCGUAAGACAAGGAAGCCCAACCCUGGGUCCAGCUGCGUUGGAGUCGAUCCCAACAGGAACUGGGAUGCUGGAUUUGGACAACCUGGUGCCAGCAGCAGUCCCUGCUCAGAGACUUAUCGUGGACCCAGUGCUCACUCUGAGCCAGAGGUCAAGGCCAUUGUGGACUUUGUGAAGUCUCACGGCAACAUCAAGGCCUUCGUAUCCAUCCAUUCCUACUCUCAGAUGCUCCUGUACCCCUAUGGCUACACCUAUACCCCUGCCAAGGACGAGGCUGAGCUGCACAAACUGGCUCAGAAGGCCAUCACUGACCUGGCCUCUUUGUAUGGAACUCGCUACAGAUAUGGCAGCAUCAUCAACACCAUCUAUCAAGCCAGUGGUGGCACCAUUGACUGGACGUACAACCAGGGCAUCAAGUACUCGUACACCUUCGAGCUGAGGGACACUGGCCGCUACGGCUUCCUCCUGCCAGCCAAUCAGAUUAUCCCCACAGCUGAGGAGACAUGGCUGGCUUUGAUGGCCAUCAUGGAUUACACCUUCAAGAACCCAUACUAAUGUGUGUGUUUGCAUCUGGAACAGCUGGAAAUUCAGUACAGACCCCUCAUUGAUUAAACCUCUCUAAAACUAAAAUAUGAAUAUCUCAAUACCCUUAAGAGCAUAGACAGUAAAAGAAAGAAAUAAACACUGGAAAACUAAA
Molecule: messenger RNA, 1499 nt
Organism: Melanotaenia boesemani (Boeseman's rainbowfish)
Lineage: Eukaryota; Metazoa; Chordata; Actinopteri; Atheriniformes; Melanotaeniidae
Gene: cpa5
Product: carboxypeptidase A5
Exons: 11
Coding region: 89-1357 (422 amino acids)
Biological process (GO): proteolysis
Molecular function (GO): metallocarboxypeptidase activity; zinc ion binding
Source: RefSeq, a predicted model, not a curated record